Penicillium arizonense is the source of this 1770-nucleotide messenger RNA. RefSeq names its product PPIL4 family peptidylprolyl isomerase. The transcript has 6 exons. Gene Ontology annotation, cellular component: nucleus. Gene Ontology annotation, molecular function: peptidyl-prolyl cis-trans isomerase activity; RNA binding. Gene Ontology annotation, biological process: protein peptidyl-prolyl isomerization. The coding region runs from base 1 to 1770 and encodes 589 amino acids. NCBI's taxonomy places the organism in Eukaryota, Fungi, Ascomycota, Eurotiomycetes, Eurotiales, Aspergillaceae. The record is from RefSeq and is a predicted model, not a curated record.
AUGCACGACAUUCGGGGGGAAGAACGCAUGUUGGGAUUGAGACCGGGCUCUGACUGGAAUGACCAGAUCGAAGAGGCUGGCUCAUUGAUCUUCCACGUGUCUGGUACUGUCCAGGAGAUGUUGGAUGCAGGAGGCCGCCCGUUGCUCCCCAACGUUUCUGCUGUGGAACAAAUCAGGGGGUGGGUAGAGAGAAGAGAGACGGCCAUGAACUAUGAUCUCUGGGAAGAACGAGACGGGGAAACUGGAGCUGUCACUGUUGACGAGCAUGCCAAGAACAGUAAGCCCUUGGUCUUUUGGCUUGGCCUGCCGCUGCAUGAGGGAUAUAAGCCAACAAACAGCUCCCAGGGUCAGAAUAAUAAGAAUCUGCGUGACAAUCUAGAAACAGUCGACAAGCCAAGUAUGAGUGCGCUUUUGGAAACAUCGCUGGGCGACAUCGUGAUCGACCUGUUGGUCGACGAGUCGCCCAAGGCGUGUGAGAACUUCUUGAAGUUGUGCAAGCUCAAGUACUAUAAUUUCUCGCCAAUCCACAGCGUCCAGAAGAACUUUACCUUCCAAACUGGCGACCCGCUUGGUCCUGAUGCCCCCGAGAGCGAUGGAGGGUCUUCGAUAUGGGGUCUGCUGGACGGACCGUCGAAGCGCACGUUUCCGAUCGAGGUACCGCGCAAACUGAAGCACACCGAGCGGGGCACAGUGAGCAUGGCGACAGUCCCCGCGACCAAUGACCCUGAACAGCGACUGGCGGCAAGUCAAUUUAUCGUCACACUGGGAGAUAAUCUGGAUUAUUUGGAUGGGAAGGCAGCGAUCUUCGGCAAGGUCGUCGAGGGCUUCGAUGUCCUGGAGAAGAUCAAUGACGCUUUUAUCGACGACCGAGGUCGACCGCUGAAGGAUAUUCGCAUUCGUCACACCACAGUCUUAGACGAUCCCUUUGACGACCCGCCGAAGUUAGUAGAGCCGCCCGAGAGCCCAGUGCCCUCCAAAGCGCAACUGGCCACUGUUCGAAUCGCAGAUGAUGAGGAACUGGAUGAUGAUAUGGAUGAAGAUGCGAUGGAGAAGCUGCGCCGUGAGCGCGAGGCUCGCGCGCAGGCAUUGACCCUGGAGAUGGUGGGAGAUCUGCCUUUUGCCGAUGUUAAGCCGCCCGAGAACAUUCUCUUCGUCUGCAAGCUCAAUCCAGUCACACAAGAUGAGGACCUGAACCUAAUUUUCAGUCGCUUCGGAACGAUUUUGUCUUGCGAGGUUAUUCGGGAUAAGCGCACCGGCGACAGUCUACAAUAUGCAUUCAUUGAAUUUGAGGACCAGAAGGACUGUGAACAGGCCUAUUUCAAAAUGCAGGGUGUCCUGAUUGAUGACCACCGGAUCCACGUUGAUUUCUCACAGAGUGUGUCCAAGCUGUCCGAGAGCUGGCGCAACGCCACCGUCACCAAGCGGCGACAGAGAGGCGGAUUCGGUGGCGUGGCAGAUCUUGAGGCGAAACGCCAAUACCGAGAGUUCGACGACACCCCUCGAGAUGAAGAUGAUGCGCGAUACAGGAUGGUCUUUGACAAGCGCAAUAAGGCCAAUCCGCCUGAUACUCCCCGGGAUACCAACCCACGCGAUUCCCGUCGAGACCAGCGAGGUAGUCGCAGCCCUCGUGGACGAGAUCGAGAUCAGGAUCGAUACCGUCGUCGGUCCUACAGUCGCAGUCCACGGAGGGACAGAGACAAAGACUCGCGAAAGAACCGAGACCGGGAACGAGGUCGUUACGAUGAUCGCUAUCGCCGACGACGAGACUAG